AGAACAGAGAAUGGCAGCUCAUUCUCUCACCGGCCCCCAUUUCUUUCCUUCCCCACACACAACUAGACCACCGCCGCCAUCGCCGCCGCCGCCGCCAUGCUCCGCCUCCGAGGGCGCAUCGUUGCCCAUCUCCUCUCUUUCUCCUCCACCUCUGGACCGGCCAUCUCCCCUCUCCACCGGCUCCUCUCCGCAUCGGCAGCCGCCGGCCCCAUUUCUCCGAACCCCGGUGGAUUCGCCGUCGAGGACUACCUCGUCGACACCUGCGGCCUCACCCGACCUCAAGCCCUCAAGGCCUCCACCAAGCUCUCCCACCUCAAGUCCCCCGCCAACCCCGACGCCGUCCUCGCCUUCCUCGCCGGCGUCGGCCUCUCCGGCGCCGACAUCGCCCCGGUUGUCGCCAAGGACCCGCGGCUCCUAUGCGCCAAAGUGGAAAAAACCCUGGCUCCGGUGGUCGAUGGGCUCACCGGCCUCGGCCUGCCGCGUUCCGACAUCGCCAGCCUCAUCUUGCUCACCCCCGGCGGCUUCCGCCGUAGAGCCAUAGUCUCCAGGCUGCAGUACUACCUGCCCCUCUUCGGCUCAUUCGACAACUUACUCCGGCUGCUCAAGCGGGGAGGAUCCCACCUUCUGUGGGCGGACCUCGACAAGGUCGUCAAGCCCAAUGUUGUGUUCCUGAGGGAGUGCGGGCUAGGUGAUUGUGAUAUUGCCAAGCUGUGUAUCCGUAUGCCGAGGUUGCUCACCACUAAUCCAGAGCACGUCGGGGCGAUGGUCACAUGUGCUGAAAAAUUAGGUGUGCCCUGUGGCUCUGGGAUGCUCAGGCAAGCGCUUCAGGCUGUCGCGUUUCUCAGCGAGGAGAAGAUUGCCGCCAAAGUGGACUACUUGAAGAAUACGUUCAGGUGGUCUGAUGCCGAAGCUUGUGUUGCUGUGCGCAAGUAUCCGAGUGUGUUGAGGAAGUCAAAGGAAUCUCUGAAGCUCAGGUCUGAGUUCCUGGUCUCUGAGGUGGGACUGGAACCCGUGUCCAUUGCUCAUCAACCGGUAGUUCUCAGUCUUAGCUUGGAGGGCCGGCUCAGACCCCGGUACUAUGUUAUAAAGUUUCUCAAGGAAAAUGGACUGCUACAUCGUGACCCGAGCUUCUUUACUGCGGUCAAGAUCACUGAGAAGGUAUUUGUGGAGAAACUCAUAUCCCCUCACAAGGAAGCUGCACCACACCUCGCUGAAGACUAUGCAACAGCUUGCAAAGGGGAAGCGCCAACUGAUUUCAUAUUUAGAUGGACCAGGAACAGGCUAUGAAAAUCCGUAACCUGUGUAUGGCGCAAGAAAGUUUUCACUCUGUGUAGUAAGUUGGUAACUCCUGCCUUGGUGUUUAGGCCUAACUGGAUGUUGACUAUCUUUUCUAGUGUGUUUGCUACUUGCCAGUUUGCUCAUUGCUAACUCUUGAUGUAACUAGUAAUAAAUUGAUUUCUGAACCCUGAUAGGCUGUUGUUGUCAUUCCUUAGAGAAGAUCCUUCAAAAUAUCAGUCUGGUCUGCUUUUA
This is a messenger RNA of Triticum urartu, 1530 nucleotides long. RefSeq names its product transcription termination factor MTEF18, mitochondrial. Gene Ontology annotation, biological process: regulation of DNA-templated transcription. Gene Ontology annotation, molecular function: double-stranded DNA binding. NCBI's taxonomy places the organism in Eukaryota, Viridiplantae, Streptophyta, Magnoliopsida, Poales, Poaceae. The record is from RefSeq and is a predicted model, not a curated record.